This is a messenger RNA of Porites evermanni, 4263 nucleotides long. NCBI's taxonomy places the organism in Eukaryota, Metazoa, Cnidaria, Anthozoa, Scleractinia, Poritidae. The record is from the annotation of a GenBank genome assembly.
AUGGUUGGCCAUUCUGAGAUUCUGUUGUCAAAGUGUGCGCAGUUUCGAGAGCAAGGUGAAUUCACUGAUGUUUAUUUAAAAGUGGGUGGAGAAGUUUUCUCAGCUCAUCGCAUUGUGCUCGCUGCCAGUAGCGAUUAUUUCCACGCCAUGUUUGCUCAUGGAAUGAAAGAGUCGAACCAGGAAGUGAUCGAACUCAAAGAUGAAAGCAUUUCAGCAGCUGCCUUGAAGAUCGUGUUGGAUUCCAUCUACAGCGGCGAUCUUCAAGUCAAUGAUGAAAACGUACUUGAUGUACUUGUCGCAGCCGAUCACCUCCAAGUUACAAGUGUUGUUCAACAGUGUUGUGAGUACUUGCAAACCCAGUUUGUUCAGCUUCGAUUUGAUGUGCAGAAAUAUUGUCAGAUCUGCACCAUUGCAGAUCGGCACGGACUGAUAGACCUACAAGAAGCUACACAACUCAAGAUGGCGUCAAUGUACAAGGACGUUUGUGGGAAUGAAGAAUUCUUGUCCCAUAUUGACGCUAAUCAAUAUUCUAACCUUCUCAACCGAGAUGACCUCAGUGCUCCUUCAGAGACGUUCGUCUUCACAUCCGUGAUGCAGUGGAUCAAACACAAGAAGGAAGAGAGGAUGACAGUCGCGGCUAGAGUCAUCGGAGCGGUUCGACUGGGGUUGGUGGACAUCAAAGAAGUCAUCCGAGAACUGAACACAGAGGAGAUGCAACGAUUUCCAGAGAUUCAUUUACUUUUGCACGAAUCACUUCUGCACACUUGCAUGCCAUCUGUGAGUUCGAAGUUUGCAGUAGAGAAAUCCAAACUGCGUUCCACGAGUCAGGUAUGUGAACGAAAAUAGUGUGUCAAUAAACUUACAUUGAUUUUUAUACGGGGAAAGUUUAUCUUAGUUUGACUAUAACGAAAAGCGAGCCCACUUGUACAUGCACUAACUUAAUUAGGUAUCUUUGUUCGUAAAGGGAGUUAAAAGCCGUAUGGCUCUCAACCUGUCCGAUAUGAAAGCUACAACAAGGGACAAAAGUGUUAAGACACUUCUGUAAAAUGGCCCCUUUUUGCAUAGUGAACAUACCUAUCCCCUUUCCCUGUGUACCCCCACUCCCUCCCCCAAAAUCAAUGUUGUAUUCUAGACCCGCCAAGUCUUUCUUUUACUUCAAACAACAUUGAUUCGGGGGUGGGGGAUUUACGGCGUUUGAAUAGAAUGAAAUAAUAAAUGAAUGAAAUUGUUGAUAAAAGCACCCGUUUCAGUUAGACAAGUGUGUCAACAACCUCGUUCCCAGGGAUUUCGCCUACCCUGGGAGCGAGGUUGGUGUGUCAACUACUUUUGUCCCUGAUUGUAGUAUAAGACCAUGGCCAAUUAAUUCAUGGGCACCCAAUGACGAUUUCCUCCUAAAUACGUUGAAACACUUUUCAGGCUAUUCAUAGUACUCUUAGAUCUCUAGAAAUGUAUUCUAAGCGGUGCUAUAAAAUUGGUCAUCCUAGGGGACUUUGACUUUUUUCGAAAUUACAAGAGCUUCAGUAUAAUUUUCCCGAAAAUUUUAGACGCAAUUUAUAUUUUUACGAAUGUGAGAAUUUUUCUGAUUCCUAUCUAAAUCACACUUUUGAAUCCGAAAAUUUUAGGUUUCGUUUUUUACGAAAAACAGCAUUACUUGGGGAGUGAAAUGAGAAAAAUUAAUCUUCAGAAAAUCUUAGGAAUCUUAUUGGAUAAGUUUCGAAAAUUGUACAUGAAUGGAACGGCCAUCUAGAAAUUUGUAGCCGCCCUCAAGCAAUAGAAAAUUCUAGGCAAUAUUUGCUUCUCCGAACAGAUACUUUACAGAAAACAGUCGUUGGAUGCCCAUGUUAAUUAAAAGUAAUGUUUCCUAUGCUCGAGACAACUUAUCCAACAAAGGUUAAAAACACCCCGCGAAUCGUAACCAGCUCUCGCCGACACAGUGUAAUUAUUCGAAAUUAUAACAAACUUCUUUUGUUCGUUUGGCGAAUACCAGCAUGUACUGUAUUUUCAAUAUAAUAUCAUAGGUAACGAAUUACUCCUUAACUUUGGCGCGAAAUUUCAGCGAUAAUUUGUAAUUUCACAUGUGAAAUUACAAAAUUGCAAUGGCAACCUUCCGUACGGCGCAGUGUCAAGAUGGCGACAAAAUUUUAGAAUGUCAUAAAUGAAGAUGCCAGGGCAUAAAAAGACGCUUUAGAAAACCUAAACACACGAAAGAGCACAUCAAGAAGGAUUCUAAAAGUAUUUUGUCAAAAAAUUCUGAACUUAAGCCAAAUUUAAGCUCUAAACGUUCGAGAGAGUGGAGUUCUCGAUCGAUACGACAGUGAUACGAUCCAGGAUAAACAUGUCAAAAAUCCAAGAUUGCUAACGUAAUUCGUCACCUAUGAUAUUAAUAGGUAAUCAAAUAGUAUACUCGUGAAAUUAGGGAAUAAUUUCACUUACAUUUUGUCCAAGUCCUAAUAAUUUCUCUCGCCUAAAGGCACGGGAAAUUAUAAGGAUUUGGACAAAACGCGCGUGAAAUUUCACUCGUCACCAUUUGAUUACACAUACAAAUUUAGAGAUGAAAUAGCCGUGUUAGAAAGAGGUAAUCGAAGGGGGUAAAAUUGGAAUUGGGAUUUGCCGUAUUUUUAAGAUUGGAACUGAAUAGGAUUUUGGUACAUAAACAGAUCAAACCCCGUUAAAACGGACACUGAGGGGACCAUAGAAAGUGUCCAUGUUUAGCCGGUUAAAUAGCCUGCAGUGCAGGCGUAUUGUGGGUGGGCGAAACCUUGUUCGUGUUCGUAAUAUUGUUGUAGCCGCCAUCUUUGAUUUUAUGACAGUGGAAGAUUGGGGAGAGUAGAAAUAGUAACCCGUAUGGCGAGCUCGAAGAAAACGCCUGCACUGCAGGCUACCGGUUAAAUUUAAAGAAAAUGUAAGGGCUUUGUCUCCCCAAGGACAAAGCAAACUGUCCGUAUUAAGCGGGUGUCUGUAAAGCGGUGUUUGAUCGUUUAUGUCAGUAUAAUUGCAGACGUCUCUUGCUUCCUUUGUCGCUCAAGGAAAACAUCUGCACGCAGGCUAUACUAGGAUUUGACCACGCACCUUUGCCACUGGGAAUGGGAUUUGAGGCAAACGUCGAAUGGGACUCUAGAAUUUGAACAAAAUUUGGGUUGGAAAAAGGGACUUGAAAUAAAUAUUAUCUUGACUUGUCUUGACCUUCAAAUGGUCAUCUCAAAACGACGAAUUAACUAGCAACAAUAAUUAUUGUUGCAUUAAAAACCCACACCACUGCUUUUUUUGGCUUUUCGCCAAUGCUGGAUUGGACGUCCAAAACGGACGCAAGAGAGGAUAAAUGAGGAGACCCAACUAAGUAAUCUUUAACUUUCUCUUCAGCUCCUUGUUGCUGUUUCUCCUGGACAAAAUAUUGACUACUUUGAUUUUGAACAUAAAAUCUGGAAGCCACUGGGAAUGUCAAGGGAAGGAGGCAGACAUUCAGAAAUAUCACAUUACUGUGCAGAGACUGUUGGUAAUAGUUUGUAUGUUGCCGGUGGUCACCCAAAUUACACUAACGUAGAUUUUAUUUCUUGUUAUGACUUAGAAAGAAAUGUGUGGAAAACACACCCGCACUCUGUUGGAGCAAUCAGCAGUAUGUGUACUGUAGGAGACUACAUGUAUACAUUUGGUUUUGAUUGUCAAAAGCCUCCUCAGCGGUAUAGCUUGGCUGAGGGUCAAUGGCAGAAUUUUACAAAUGUCAAGGGACUGAGGGGGAUGUACUUCCACAAUAGUGGAGCCCCAGCACUUCAUUCUGAUGUGUUUGUUCUUUAUGGAAAAAGAUUAAAUGAAAAAGGUUAUUGGCAAGUGCGAAAUGCCUCGCUACAUUGUUUUGAUCAAGUGAGAAACGUGUGGGAAGAAAAAGCAACAACCUGCCAUCCUCAUUUUGGGUCCAGUCUUUUUGUAGUGAACGGUAAACUUUACGUAGCUGGGGGUAAUGUUAAUGCUGAUUCCAGCGGUUCACUGUAUGGUAACCCUGCACCAGUGGAAGUGUAUGAUGAAGAAAACAACAAGUGGUCGGUUGUUGACCAAAAACAUAUUCCAGAAAACAACCUUGGUGCAGUGGAAGUAGAUGGGAGGGUUUAUUUCAUCAUCAAUAAAUUUCCAAUUGAUAGUGGUAUAAGAAUCCCACCAGGGGAGGUGUAUCCUGUUUCCUUGCACAAGUGGGAAAAACUAGGGAACAUAUCCGGGACAGCCGCCCUCUGUUAUGCACCAAUAAAAAAAGAGAGCUUAAAAACAGGGUAA